AUGUUCGUGCAGGAGGAGAAGAUCUUCGCGGGCAAAGUGCUGCGGCUGCACAUCUGCGCGUCCGACGGCACCGAGUGGCUGGAGGAGGCGACGGAGGACACCUCGGUGGAGCAGCUCAAGGAGCGCUGCCUCAAGCAGUGUGCUCAUGGGAGCUUAGAAGACCCUAAGAGUGUCACCCACCACAAGCUCAUCCACGCUGCUUCCGAGAGGGUGCUGAGUGACGCCAAGACCAUCGCCGAGGAGAACGUGCAGGACCACGAUGUCCUGCUGCUGGUGAAAAGGCGUGCGCCGUCUCCGCUUCCUAAGAUGGCCGACGUCUCCGCCGAGGAAAAGAAGAAACAAGACCAGAAAGCCCCUGACAGAGAUGCGAUCGCCCGAGCCACAGCUGGCCUGCCCGCCUGCAACAUGGACCGGGCUGUGGUGCAGACCAGCCUCCGAGACUUCCAGACGGAGCUCCGGAAGAUCCUGCUGUCCCUCAUUGAGGUGGCGCAGAAGCUGCUGGCGCUGAGCCCCGGCGCCGUGGAGUUAUUCACGAAGGCCAAUGCGAUGCUGGACGAGGACGAGGAGGAGCGGGUGGACGAGACGGCCCUGCGGCAGCUCACGGAGAUGGGCUUCCCCGAGAGCAGGGCCGUGAAGGCGCUUCGGCUGAACCACAUGUCCGUUCCUCAAGCCAUGGAGUGGCUGAUUGAGCACGCGGACGACCCCACCAUAGACACGCCGCUGCCAGGGCACACCUCGCCGGGCCCCGCGGGCGCCGAAGCUCCGGCCGAGGCUGCCGCCGGCCCCAGCGAGGAGGCCGAGGAGGCCAAAGACGAGCUCACAGAAAUCUUCAAGAAGAUCCGACGGAAAAGGGCAUUUCGGGCUGACGGUCGGGCCGUCAUUUCCCUCAUGGAGAUGGGCUUCGACGAGAAGGAGGUGAUGGACGCCCUGCGAGUGAGCAACAACCAGCAGAGCGCCGCCUGUGAGUGGCUGCUGGGGGACCGGAAGCCCUCCCCCGAGGAGCUGGACAAGGGCAUUGACCCCAACAGCCCCCUCUUCCAAGCCAUCCUGGAUAACCCCGUUGUGCAGCUGGGCCUCACCAACCCCAAAACACUACUAGCGUUUGAAGACAUGCUCGAGAACCCCCUGAACAGCACCCAGUGGAUGAACGACCCAGAGACGGGGCCCGUCAUGCUGCAGAUCUCCCGGAUCUUCCAGACCAUGAACCGCACGUAG
Molecule: messenger RNA, 1215 nt
Organism: Pipistrellus nathusii (Nathusius's pipistrelle)
Lineage: Eukaryota; Metazoa; Chordata; Mammalia; Chiroptera; Vespertilionidae
Source: the annotation of a GenBank genome assembly